Paramisgurnus dabryanus is the source of this 1958-nucleotide messenger RNA. It is a transcript of the gene orai1b, whose product is annotated as ORAI calcium release-activated calcium modulator 1b. Gene Ontology annotation, biological process: store-operated calcium entry. NCBI's taxonomy places the organism in Eukaryota, Metazoa, Chordata, Actinopteri, Cypriniformes, Cobitidae. The record is from RefSeq and is a predicted model, not a curated record. Gene Ontology annotation, cellular component: membrane. Gene Ontology annotation, molecular function: store-operated calcium channel activity.
AACAUUCGUCGGAGAAUCAUGAGUCGAAACGAGCACUCGUUACAGGCUCUGUCGUGGAGAAAGCUUUAUCUGAGCCGAGCGAAACUCAAAGCCUCCAGUCGCACGUCGGCUCUUUUAUCAGGUUUCGCAAUGGUGGCCAUGGUAGAAGUACAGCUUGAUACCAAUCACGACUAUCCACCAGGACUGCUUAUUUCUUUCAGCGCCUGCACCACUGUGCUGGUGGCCGUCCACCUGUUCGCCCUGAUGGUGAGCACUUGCAUCCUACCCAACAUCGAAGCGGUCAGCAACGUGCACAACCUCAACUCGGUGAUGGAAUCGCCUCACGAGAGAAUGCAUCGCCACAUCGAGCUGGCCUGGGCUUUUUCUACCGUCAUUGGAACGUUGCUUUUCCUGGCCGAAGUGGUCUUGUUGUGCUGGGUCAAGUUUUUGCCCAUUAAGCCGAAAAACCAGAAAAAUGAUACCAUCUCCGCCGGGGUGGCUGCCGCGAUCACGUCUACCUCCAUCAUGGUGCCUUUCGGAUUGAUUUUUAUCGUUUUCGCUGUGCAUUUCUACCGCUCGCUGGUCAGCCACAAGACUGACAGGCAGUUUCGAGAGUUGGAGGAGCUGGAGGACUUGCAAAAUGAGCUGGACCAUAGAGGAGAUGCGUCUACCUUACAAUCUCCAAGUUCCCUUUACCCUUAACUUUGAGUUUGGGAAAGAGCAACGGUUCAUAUGUAAAGUUUUAAAACAAGAUAUUGAUCUAUUUGUUGCAUGUUGACUCCAAAGUGUCUAGAUUUAUAUGUGUAAACUGUUUCGAAGAGCUCAGAUGCAAAAUGUGUCUUGACAUGUUUUCUUGUAAAUUAGUUUUUUUUUUUUAUCAGACUCUUAAUGGAUUCUGCCAACAAACCGGUAUUUCUGACCUGAGGCCUCAUUCUGGGAUUAAGCAAAUUUGAAGUAAACAUAUUUAAUGAACAUAUAACACCUGCUGAGAGCGUUCGGUUAAUAUCUUGAUUUUAUUUUUGACAAAGGUGGCGUUUAGUGGCCCUUUCAUCUGAGCUCCACAUUUAUUUGAGCUUAGAUUGAACUAUGAAAGCAUGCACUGCAAACUAUUUUAGUCGUUUCUAUUUAAUUCCUUCUUUUUACACCACAGAGAGUCUUUUAUUUUCAGUAUGUCAGCUGUGCCAACUUUGUUUUUAGGCAAGCUACAGUCUUAACAGUGCAGCAUGUCAUUUUUGUACCACUGGAUAUCACCAGAUCAGUUUGCAAAAAAUUGAAACAAAAGUUACCACUAGUUGAACCAGCAUUGCGUUAUCACACAAUAAUGCUUAUAGUUGUCUCUGCAUAUUAUGAUAGAUAAGAUGUUUACAAAAACACAGUUUUGGGUAAACCCCAAAGAUCGUACAAGACUACUGCUAAUAUUUUUUUAACACUGAUGAGAACUUAAUAUACAUUUUGUGAAUGUACAGGGGACACUUUCAUUACUAUCUGACCAAAACAUUUUUUACGGCAGGUGUUUUGAAUCAGGGCUUUGCUGAAUAAUGGCUCAAACCCAAAAUAUUGGUCUUACUAUCACUCCCUUAGAUCUUUUUCAUAACCCCCUUAAACUGAUAGAAAUGAAGGCACUUUAUACAAUAGUAUCAUGUUUGUUUAACCUUUUCAGUACCAUUUGAAUGUCUUAUUAAAGGGAUCUUUAUUCAUUUUAAGAUUUGAACCAAGCACUUAGUGUUUUCAGCAUUGGUAAGAUUGUAUAAUUGCAUUGGGAAAGUGUUUAGCAUAAGAUGCUACAAGAAGUGAUUGGCAACAUUGCCUUUUAAUGAUCGUGUUGCCAAUUACAGUUCAAAUGUGAAAUACUUAUGUUUAAAAUCUUGGUGAAUUCUGACACACUUGUUGUAAGUGCACAUCAUAUCCUGGGAUUUUAUUGGUCUCCAUUAAUUAUAUUUUGAGCAAAGUCUUAAAUAAACUUCAACCAUACUCCAACA